AAUUAGACUUUCCAAUCGAAGGCCGAGAUCAUCGCUCGAGCCAGGCGGUUGUGUCGAUCUCUGCUUUAAUUGGCAACAGGGGCUGUACCAUGGCGGAGAAGGCUCAAAAGAGUGUGAAGAUUGCUCCUGGAGCAGUGGUGUGUGUAGAAAGUGAAAUCAGAGGUGAUGUAACUAUAGGACCUAGGACAGUGAUCCACCCUAAAGCACGGAUUAUUGCGGAGGCUGGACCGAUAGUGAUUGGUGAAGGUAACCUAAUAGAAGAACAGGCCCUUAUCAUAAAUGCUUACCCUGAUAAUAUCACCCCUGAUGCUGAAGAUGUAGAACCCAAACCUAUGAUCAUCGGCACCAAUAAUGUGUUUGAAGUUGGCUGUUAUUCUCAAGCCAUGAAAAUGGGAGAUAAUAAUGUUAUUGAAUCAAAAGCAUAUGUAGGCAGGAAUGUUAUACUGACAAGUGGCUGCAUCAUUGGUGCUUGUUGCAGCCUGAACACUUUUGAAGUCAUCCCUGAGAAUACAGUCAUCUACGGCGCAGACUGCCUUCGUCGGGUGCAGACUGAGCGACCCCAGCCCCAGACACUGCAGCUGGAUUUCCUGAUGAAAAUCUUGCCAAAUUACCACCACUUAAAGAAGACUACGAAAGCAAGCUCAACUCCAGUUAAAAACUAA
Elephantulus edwardii (Cape elephant shrew) is the source of this 662-nucleotide messenger RNA. RefSeq names its product dynactin 6 (gene DCTN6). Gene Ontology annotation, molecular function: dynein complex binding. The transcript is spliced from 7 exons. NCBI's taxonomy places the organism in Eukaryota, Metazoa, Chordata, Mammalia, Macroscelidea, Macroscelididae. Bases 90 to 662 code for a protein of 190 amino acids. The record is from RefSeq and is a predicted model, not a curated record. Gene Ontology annotation, biological process: mitotic spindle organization. Gene Ontology annotation, cellular component: dynactin complex.